AUGAACAUAGAACGAUUGAUCAGUAAUCACAGCAAUCCAGACCCAGUAAUAAGACAGAGAUAUUCGCAAUUACCACAAAUGUUAUCUUGUAUCGACACGACAUCACGCCAUCAUAAAGGACGCCUCACAUCUUCUUUAAUACACGCACGACAAACAUCUCCAACACAACGUGGAUACUCGCAUCACCACCACCAACUUCGACAUUCUUCUCAUCAUAUGUUACAGUCUUCUGUGGUCCCCCCAAUUUCUUUGCACCAUCAACAAAUAGCACCAGCGCCUCAAUCAGCACAAAUGUCCACGCUUGAAUCGGAAAUUCAAAAUUUUAAACAAUCAUGUGAGAAUCCAACAACUCCAAACGCAUCAACGACACCACCGCCCUUGGCAUCUCCUGCAAUGUCUACCAAAUCAAAUAAUACGAAUGGAAAUUUAUCAUUACCACCCAUGUCAGUAACAUUGCCGGCAUCAUCUUCUCCAAUACCAGUACAAAUGCACGAAAAUGCUAGCGACUCUUCCGUAUUUGCUCUCCAAAUGUCGGUCGAAAAAAAUAUGCAACAACAUCAUCAUGCGGAUCAAUGGCGAUCACCGCCUUGUCAAUCGCAUUAUCAACAGCGAAACUAUCAAAGAACUUUUGGUCAUCCCAUGCCUAGGUUUCAUAGUCAAUAUCACAAUGAAAAUUUAAAAUCUGAUUGGAAUUAUGAAAAUGUUGGAAAUUACAGUAAUCAAGAUCAUGACAAAGCAUAUCAAUAUCAUCGACUAAAUCAAAAUCAAGAAAUUAACGUAUCACCGAUUCUGAACCAGGAUAAUCUGUCACAACCUUAUCGACAGCGUUAA
Messenger RNA from Funneliformis geosporum, 831 nucleotides. NCBI's taxonomy places the organism in Eukaryota, Fungi, Glomeromycota, Glomeromycetes, Glomerales, Glomeraceae. The record is from the annotation of a GenBank genome assembly.